AUGAAAAGCUUCACUUGCCUCUUGGGCCUUUUGGCUCUUAUUUCAUGUUUUACGCCAAUUGCGAGUCAUAGAGGCUACCGGAGAUUCUAUGACUCCAACUCGCAGGAAGAACUUGAUCACCACUCCGAGAAACCAUGGCACCCGGAAGGCCGUCCCGCUCCUCCUCCUCCCAAUUACCCUUUCAUGCCAGGGCAGGUUGAACAAUUUCAUCCACCUCCCCAUUAUCCAGGCUCUAUGUCUUCUCAAUAUAUUAAAAACCCUUGGAAUCGAUGGUGGGGACACAUUCCUCAUUAUCCCAAGCGACCUAAGAAAAUGCCUUGCGUUCCAAGACAUCCUUUACCAAGACCCCCAUCCCCUCCUGUUGCUGUACCCCCUUCCCCUAGUCCCACACCUGAAAUACCCACAACCACCCCAACCACCACAGCUGUGGCCCCAACUGCCAAAGAAACCACCACAGAAUUCCCCACAGUAGCACCUACUUCUUCUUCAACAGUAGCACCUACUUCUCCAACAGUAGAGCCCACCACUCCCACUAAGGCCCCAACCCCUCCAGAGGGCACAACCCCAGUGACAACCAGCCCUGCCUCUGCCGACCUUAGACAGUGGGUGAAGACAGUAUUUGAUCUUCUAUUUGGUGGUUCCCCAUAG
Molecule: messenger RNA, 648 nt
Organism: Perognathus longimembris pacificus (Pacific pocket mouse)
Lineage: Eukaryota; Metazoa; Chordata; Mammalia; Rodentia; Heteromyidae
Product: extensin-like
Exons: 2
Coding region: 1-648 (215 amino acids)
Source: RefSeq, a predicted model, not a curated record